Striga hermonthica is the source of this 1479-nucleotide messenger RNA. The record is from the annotation of a GenBank genome assembly. Lineage: Eukaryota; Viridiplantae; Streptophyta; Magnoliopsida; Lamiales; Orobanchaceae.
AUGUGUGACUACCGAUUUCACUUUCUAGUGGCCGGUGAUAAUGGAGAGGUGGAGAAAUGGCGUAUCUCUUGUGAAGCAGAUCUGCGAAAUGUGUCUUCCAUGUUCACAAUACCUACUAUCUAUGUUACACUACAACCGAAAGAUAGUCCAGGUCCAUAUAAUCAGGCAAGUGUACCAACGUACCCUUCGUAUGGCUAUACCGGGGGUCAAGGUGGGUUUAUGAAUUUAGUUGCUGCUCAGGGCCCACCUCUCUAUCCAUAUGGUGUUAUCGGGUUGAAUGGGGAUUCAACUGGGAAUGAUGAAGGUGAUGAUGACGGGCAAUAUUUUUAUGCUUACAAUAAUGAGAUGAACAUCAACGAUAAUCCUUGCAAAGACGAUUUAUUCAAUGAGAUGGAUGAUAGCAAUGACGAUUCGGAUUUCAUUAUUGAAGAAGAUGAUAUGCUUGGCUCGGAAGAAGGUGAAGAUGGCGAUGACAAUGUUGUGUCCCCCUCAAACAUGAUGGGUGGUUUAAAUGAGCAUAUUCUACGCAACAAAAAGAGUAUAUCAAUCCACAAUGUUCCUCAACUUGAUUUUUCUGGAGGUGUUGCUAUUGAAGAGGACAAUUUGAAUGAAACUACUACUCGUUCGAGUAGUGGUUGGAGGAUUCCCGAAGCCAUUUUUCACAAUGUUGAUGUUCAUCCCUCGCUUGAAGAGCCAUCAGUGAUAGACUGUGAAUUAGCCAAAGGCGUUGUCAUUCGAAGUAAGGAAGAUUUGUUGGUAAAAGUGGGGUUAUACCAUUUGAAACAUAAAGUGGAGUACCGACCACCUAGAUCUUCAAAUUCUCGGUUAAAGGUUGUGUGCAAGCAUAAAAACUGCCCAUUCUUGCUUUCUGCGAAUGCACUGACUGGAAGUAGUUGGAAAAUUUCAAAAUUUAUUCAUCCACAUACAUGCUUGGUUAACCUGAGUCAUUCAGCCCCUCGACAAUUGCCUGCAAAGAUCAUUGGAGCAUUAUUCGCGCCGAAGUUGUUGACAGAGGGCCGAGUAUUGAAGCCUGCAGAAAUUAUGGUUGACAUGGAGCGUGAUCAUGGCAUUAAGCUCAACUACAAUACAGCUCUGAGGUCUCAAAACGACGCCUACGACUUCAUUUAUGGAGAUCACAAGAAGUCCGGGGAACGUUUGCCGGCGUAUUUUCAUAUGUCGAUGAAGGAAAAUCCUGGAACAUCGACGUACAUUGAGACCGAUAAAGAUGACGUGUUUGAGUAUGCUUUCAUUUCUUUUCAUGCGUCUGCAGGCUUCCUCAGUUAUUGUCGGCCCGUUAUUGUGAUUGACGGUACGCAUUUGAAGGGUAAGUCUAAAGGCAUCCUAUUUGUAGCAACUACAAAGGACGAAAAUGAACAAAUUUUUCCUUUGGCAUUUGGUAUCGGCGAUAAAGAAUGUCAUAGUGCGUGGAUGGGUUUCUCCAAAAGCUUCGCUCCACUUUUGGAUGUCCGGAAAAUUUAG